AUGGCUGAUAUUCAGCCGGGAAGUGAAUGUGACUUUGUGAGUGUAGACGUUCAGACGGCAUCAGAUAUCAUCAUAUGGGUCCACGGCCUAGGAGACCCCGACAUGAGCGUCCUUCGGAACUGCCAACUGCUCGACCUCAACAGACUCCUCAAGCGAUGCUGGGAAGACCAGGAUUCUGACAGUACCGCUAUAGAGACCGAUUCUGGGUUACUUCGGGCUCGACAAUCUCUGCCUUCCUCCGUUGCCGCAGGAUAUCCGGAUGGCGGCUAUCAAGCAGAUUUGUCUCUGCUAUGA
Molecule: messenger RNA, 294 nt
Organism: Aspergillus nidulans FGSC A4
Lineage: Eukaryota; Fungi; Ascomycota; Eurotiomycetes; Eurotiales; Aspergillaceae
Exons: 2
Coding region: 1-294 (97 amino acids)
Source: RefSeq, a predicted model, not a curated record